Molecule: messenger RNA, 537 nt
Organism: Ustilaginoidea virens
Lineage: Eukaryota; Fungi; Ascomycota; Sordariomycetes; Hypocreales; Clavicipitaceae
Exons: 1
Coding region: 1-537 (178 amino acids)
Molecular function (GO): acyltransferase activity, transferring groups other than amino-acyl groups
Source: RefSeq, a predicted model, not a curated record
AUGGCCGCAACACGCCUCACCUUCCGCAAAGCGACCGUCUCCGACGCGCGGGACGUCCAAGCCCUCGUCAAGACCGCCUACCGCGGCAGCUCCAGCGGCGGCUGGACCACCGAGGCCGACCUCGUGCGCGACGACCGCAUCGACGAGGCCGGCGUCGUGGACAAGAUCAACCGCCCGAACGGGGUGGUCCUCCUCGCGCACGACGGGCUCGGCGCCCUCGCCGGCUGCUGCGAAAUCGAGACGCGGGCCGACGGCGUGGGCUACUUCGGCCUGUUUGCCGUGGACCCGCUCCGGCAGGCCGGCGGGCUGGGCAGCAGGAUCCUCGCGCGGGCGGAGGCCAUGGCGCGGGAGGAGAUGGGCGUGCGGACCAUGGAGAUGUCUGUCAUUUGGCUGCGGGACGAGCUGAUAGAGUGGUACGUGCGCAGGGGCUACGGGCUGACGGAUCGGACGGCGCCGUUUCCGUACGGCAGCCUCGUCAACGGGAGGGCGUUGAGGGAUGAUUUGUACUUUGUCAUUUUGCAAAAGGACUUGUUGUGA